Messenger RNA from Echinostoma caproni, 672 nucleotides. NCBI's taxonomy places the organism in Eukaryota, Metazoa, Platyhelminthes, Trematoda, Plagiorchiida, Echinostomatidae. The record is from the annotation of a GenBank genome assembly.
AUGGUUCUCAAUCCAGCCGCCGCACGAACAGCCGCACUGAAUUCCCAGAAUAGCCAACCAGUCCCAAACAAAUCCCAGAUGGUAACUUCAAAACCGAGCACAUCGCACCUGAAAUCUAUCCCGAACGGACGAUCGAAAUCCUGUGGACCGUCUCGGAGCUCCUCCUCAGCACAUCCGAGUUCUGACGUGCCUGGACCGGCUCUAUUGUUAGUCGGCUGCGCUUGUGAUCUGCGCAAUGAUAUUGCCCAACUACUUGAACUCUCCAAACAAGGUGAGGAGCCGGUGGACCCGAAAACGGCUGAACGUCUGGCAGCGGAAGUGGGGGCUGAAGCAUACGUAGAAUGUUCUGCUUUGACUCAGAAGAAUCUGAAGACCGUUUUUGAUUUGGCUAUCUGGUGUGGUUUACGUGUUGCCGAUUUGGGCGGACCAGCCUAUCGUUUACGGAUGUUCAAUGGGACCGAAAAUGGGCAUAGCAUGCUUUCAUCAAACGGCUUGGUGGUUGGUACUCGUUCCCCCGGAUCUUCAAGGAAAUCUGCCUCGCAGAAUUCCAAUCGAACACGUACGAGUGGAUCGUUCCACUUGAAACCGAACCCACCACCAACCGAUCCGCUUAUUUUUGACCAAAAAUCUUCAGAUAGGAGUUUAUGGCGCAAACUUUUGUGCAUCGACUAG